Molecule: messenger RNA, 1829 nt
Organism: Hippoglossus stenolepis (Pacific halibut)
Lineage: Eukaryota; Metazoa; Chordata; Actinopteri; Pleuronectiformes; Pleuronectidae
Product: calpain-1 catalytic subunit-like
Exons: 15
Coding region: 156-1697 (513 amino acids)
Biological process (GO): proteolysis
Cellular component (GO): cytoplasm
Molecular function (GO): calcium-dependent cysteine-type endopeptidase activity
Source: RefSeq, a predicted model, not a curated record
ACCCUGGGACCGUGUAAAGUGCGCCGCCAUUUAGAAAUUAAACAUGGACAAUAUUUAUCCAAGCCUCGAGCAUCUUUUAAAAACACGCUGAGAGAGCAUCGGAGCCAGCUACGCGGCAACACCCCCCCUCUCAUUGGAGCUCAACCACUGCAGCAAUGCCUACCUCUGGUGUGUGUAUGAACAUCAUCAAUGCACGGCAUCAGAAAAGUGGCUAUGGGACCAUCACCAACCCCAUUAGCUUCCUCAACCAAGACUACGAGCAGAUGAAACAGUACUGCCUCAGCCGACGAGUAAAGUACAUUGAUGAGAUGUUCCCCCCUGACAGUAACACCAUCGGCCAAGGGUUACUGGAACCUACUGACCUGGACCGUGUGGUGUGGCUGAGACCAGGGAAAAUAGUUUCCAAUCCAUCUUUGGUUGUUGAUGGGGUCUCCAGAUUUGACUUUGGUCAAGGCCUGCUUGGAAACUGCUGGUUCCUUGCAUCUAUCGGAGCUCUGACAUUCCAGAAUUCAAUACUAAAGCAAGUUGUUCCUCUUGAACAAAGUUUUAAUGAGGACUACUGCGGGCUGUUCCACUUCAGGUUUUGGAGGUUUGGGAAAUGGGUGGAUAUUAUCAUUGAUGACAAGCUACCAACAAUUGAUGGCAGAUUAAUCUUCGUCCAAUCCAAAACCCCGACUGAGUUCUGGCCUGCUUUGCUGGAGAAAGCCUAUGCCAAGGUGUGUGGUUCAUACGCAGAUAUGAAUACUGGAACUCCUGCUGAGGCUAUGGUGGACUUCACUGGUGGUGUCCACAUGUGCGUUAACCUCACAGAACCUCCUCCGGACCUGUGGGAGCUGAUGACAAGAGCUGGACAAAAUAUUUCCCUGAUGGGCUGUGGGACUCCUCUGGGGAAGACAUCUGCCAACAAUGUGCUGCCAAAUGGAUUGGUCCAAGGCCAUGCCUAUACUGUCACAGGUGUGAAACAGUUUAUGAGCCAAGGGAGACUCGUGAACCUGGUGCGUUUGUGGAACCCCUGGGGCAAAACAGAGUGGAAAGGAGAGUGGAGCGAUCAUUCGCCUUUGUGGCAAACUGUGAGUCCUCAGGAUCGUGAAAUGUGCCUUUCAGUGAGAGAUGAUGGAGAGUUUUGGAUGACACUGGAAGACUUCUGUAAGCUCUACGAGGAUCUUGACAUCUGCUGCCUGUGUCCAGACUUCCUUGAUGGAAGCUCCUCGUCCCAUUGGAAGUCGUCCUUCUACGAGGGCAGAUGGGUUGCAGGAACCACGGCUGGAGGAUCCACGAAGAACUAUGAAAAAUUCUCCACUAAUCCACAGUAUCGGAUCAAGGUCGGCAAAUUAUUCAGUGAAUGUUCAGAGAACCAGGGGGAAAGAAACUUUCUGAUGUCUCUCAUGCAAAUGCCCGACAAAAGGAACAGACGCUUGGUCCAAAAUCUCCACAUUGGACUCCACGUAUUUGAGGUGACCAAAGAAUACAAGGCACACAAAGGGAGGUUCCCAGCCUCUUUCUUCGGCAGAAACAAAGCUGUGGCCCAAACUAAAAACUACUUGGACGCACGUGAGGUGAUGGAGUUCGUCAUGUUGAAGCCUGGUGAAUACCUGAUUGUGCCGUCCACCUACCAUCCCAAUGAGACGGCCUCCUUCAUCCUGACCAUCCUGUCCACGGCCGAGACUCAAGUGCAAAGUCUUCAAGCAGCUGUCUGAUGGAACGGCCAUGACUCUUGGUGAAUCAGAGUGGAUGUACCUUUCCAUGUACACUUAAACUGACAGAGAAGAUGAGCUGCAGGACUCAUUUGGAACAACUGCAGCAGACGAUGUGCAAAUAGAAUAAAUGAA